AUGACUUCCCUCAAGGUUGCAGGGAUCAUAUGGCAAGCGCAAGUAUCGUCGGGAUGGGAUAUCGGUGUCGCGAUGAACAACAGUUUGUUUCCUCGAAGCAUCUCAGAGCAGUCGGAAAUCCUCGGAAACCUCGGAGAAGCCGGGCCUGAAAACUUCGGUGUCGCAAUUUGUGAGAGAAAUCACCAAAUGCUGAAAUGCGGAAUUUCCACAUUCAUUGGAACUCUGAUAUCGACCACCAUGAGCAACGACUCGCGCUCUCCAACUCCAGAUCCUCUUGUACCUGCAGCCAUCAGCUUCAAGGGCGAUCUGGGGAUGGCGUUCGUUGAAGAUUUGAUUCCAGAAAUCCUCGGUUUCAAUGUCUGGUGGCCACGAGAUCUCCUUCAGCUCGCAUUGGUAUCACCAUCAUGGCUUUUCUAUGCGCGCAGGCUGCUUUAUUCGAAACCCAAUUUACGCUCUUUCUCUGCUUGCACGCGAUUUGCGCGCAGCAUUCAGAACAAUCCUCACCUUCAAUCAUUGAUAAAAGGGAUUGAGCUUUGCCCAAAUGAUUCCAGACAUUUGGGAUUUGAGGAGAUGCACGCUAUACGAGUAAUCCUCGGUCUAGACGGUCUGCGGUCUGUCACAUUGGGUGGGGAGGUGGCUGUAUCCGCUGAGCGGUUCCUGAACUGCUUAGCUCAUUCCCAUAGGGUACGGGAGCUAACUAUCGAUGGAAGCCUCAUUGCAAACUCGUUGAGCGCACGACCGUCUUUCGAAUGGGACGAAGUUAUAGCUUGCAAAUUCUCUGCAGUCCGGAAAAUGCGUCUUGUGCAUCUCGAUUUAGACAUUGUGAACACCUCCUUAUAUCAACUACAGCUUACGGAGUUGGCCCUCGAGAACGUAGACAUCAUAUCGGGGAAUCUUCCGUGGCUUUUGCAGAACACGACGACUUUGAAGCAUCUUCGGGUAUCGGGCGAAUCCUCGCGCGAACUGGACGAGCAAGUAUCCUUGGUUUUGGAGAGUUAUCGUCUAGAAAGUCUCCAUUAUCAGAUAGGAAAUAGUCCAUCGUGGAACUUGCUUCUUUUCGACAGGAGCUUCGCUAGUGCUGCUUCCUUACGGUCGUUGCACUUAGAAGGCGUACGUGUUGAUUUUGAGAUACUGAGCACCAUCCACGCUCGAUGUCCCGCAAUGGAGCAUCUAUAUAUUUGUGGCAGAUAUGUUCCUUUGACCCUGGAGGAAUGGGUUGUAUUUGUUGCGUCGGGCUUAUUUCCAGCCUUACGCAUGCUUGGUCUUCCAGAGGGGACAUUCGGUCCUCCUUUUACCAAGUGGACAACUCCUUCGAAGCCUGCUUUACAGAAGGCAUGUUCACGUCGAGGUGUGCUUCUACUUGAUUAA
Molecule: messenger RNA, 1368 nt
Organism: Lentinula edodes (shiitake mushroom)
Lineage: Eukaryota; Fungi; Basidiomycota; Agaricomycetes; Agaricales; Omphalotaceae
Exons: 4
Coding region: 1-1368 (455 amino acids)
Source: RefSeq, a predicted model, not a curated record